AAAGCAUACAGUAAACAUGAUUAUGCAGCUCAAUAAAAAAUAGUUCUGGCAUUAUUAAAAUUAAUUAAUUAAAAAUAGAUAACCGCUUGUGUCCCCCUCACUCCCAAGUUAUUCACAUUCCCUAGUCACCAUUACCCAUUUCUCUCUUAGUGACAAAAUUUUGGUCGGAGCAUGCGUACUUUGUGUUUCAGUUUCAUAAUCGGACCUACAAACUAUGCGAAUAACAAGAAGAAAGUUCCAUCUUGCUCUUGUUCUCAAGCCAGCUUCUCAGCUUCCGAAUACAGUAUUAGAUUGGAUGUCAAUAAGCAUCAGAUUGUCAGUAGUGAUAAAAGCAGUAGGAAUUCCUAUUCCUACAAUAGCAGAAAAGGAGGAAUUAGAGAGGAUCCGCUGUUAGGAGGAGGAGGAGCAGGAGAUGUGGUGGUUGCCGCAGAUAGAAAGCAGGUUCGGUGUGAAGUGGAAGUGGUGUCUUGGCGAGAACGGAGGAUUAAAGCUGAGAUUUCGGUGAACGCUGAUGUGAAUUCUGUUUGGAAUGCUCUCACUGACUACGAAAGGCUUGCCGAUUUCGUCCCUAAUCUCGUUAGCAGUAGGAGAAUUACUUGUCCACGUCCCGGACGGAUUUGGUUGGAGCAAAGAGGUCUCCAACAAGCGCUUUAUUGGCACAUAGAAGCUCGCGUUGUACUGGAUCUUCAAGAAUUCAUUAACUCGGAUAAUGUUCGCGAACUCCAUUUCUCUAUGGUUGACGGUGACUUCAAGAAGUUUGAAGGCAGAUGGUCUGUGAGAACUGGAAAAAGGUCUUCAACAGCUAUACUAAGUUAUGAAGUUAGUGUCAUACCAAGGUUCAACUUUCCUGCCAUUUUCUUGGAGAGGAUUAUCAGGUCAGACCUCCCAGUAAAUCUUCAAGCCUUGUCCUACAGAGCUGAAAACAGUUAUCAAGGCGAUCAGAGUGUUUCUGUCACUUGUGCUAAUACCAAAGCAGAACCUGGUUCUUCCCUUAUUUCCGUGAUGAGAGAUAUUGAUUGUGCCAUAUCCCAUGAGAAUAAAUCUUCCUGUGAAAACUUAAAGGACAAGUUUGUCAAAGACACUUUUGGCCCGUUGGCACCAGCUACAAGUGAUGUGAGUAAUAAUUGGGGAAUAUUUGGGAAAGCUUGCAGACUUGACAAGCCAUGCGUGGUGGAUGAAGUCCAUCUCCGAAGAUUUGAUGGUCUACUGGAAAAUGGAGGGGUUCAUCGCUGUGUUGUUGCUAGUAUUACAGUAAAGGCUCCAGUUCGUGAAGUAUGGAAUGUUUUGACUGCUUAUGAAAGUCUUCCCGAGAUAGUUCCAAAUUUGGCAAUCAGUAAGAUUUUAUCACGGGACAACAACAAAGUUCGCAUUCUUCAG
Molecule: messenger RNA, 1377 nt
Organism: Nicotiana tabacum (common tobacco)
Lineage: Eukaryota; Viridiplantae; Streptophyta; Magnoliopsida; Solanales; Solanaceae
Source: RefSeq, a predicted model, not a curated record